GCGUCUCGCGCGCCGAGAGCCGUUGGGACGCGCGAAGAAACGGUUCCUCGAGGUCGAAAUAAGUUUGAAAGAAAAAAAGAGAGAAGAAGUUAAAUUGCAAAGCGCACCACAAAACACCGGAGAUGAACACAAGGAGAGCGGGGCAGUCCGCGCUGCACGACGCCGGUUCCGCGGCACCGGCACACGUUUACUGUUUCGCACGGUGACGGUGCGAGUGGCAGCGAGAUGGUGUGACCCGUGCGCGCGACCGCCGCCUCGCUCAUGAACGCUCGCGGUGGAAGCGUAGCGGGGGCGCGCUGGAGAUGAGAGACGCGCGCGCGAGAGAGAGAGAGAGAGAAAGAGAGAGAGAGAACGAGCACGAGCGUUUAGUGGGUUCGCAUCGCGGGACACGGCUGGCCGGUGGGCCGACGGCUCCGCGCCGCGACAACGGCUGUUUUUAUCGGAAACGCGAAGCGGGCGACACGGGAACGCGCUGGAGAAGGAGACAGAGCGCGUGCGAGACGAGGCGUCAUGUUUCUCCACGCGGCAGGUGUACGGACAACCGAGUUGGCUGCGGGAAGCCGCGACUCGACGCCCGGCGGCGGCGGCCGGACUCCUGCUUCUCCCGGGGCUCUGUGAGCGCGGAACCGCCCGGCGGCGCGAGGGUUUCCACAAAGAAAGUCAUCGCUCUAUGAAGAUGUUGAUGUUCAAGAGGACAAGGGACCAGUCUGAGAUUUGAGACUAUUAUCUGAAUUUUUUUUUUUUUUUUUUUUUUUUUGUACAGACUUACUUGGGAUUCAUUUUGUUGUGUUUAUUGAGCAAAUUAUUUUUCAGGUGGUGAAGGGAGGACUGGGUUAGGGCCUUGGAGGUGGAGAGGAGCAGUGAAAGCAUAAAGAGCUAUACAAGGCGGAGUGGAGACGGUGCUGCACCCGUGCUCGCUGCGGUGAAACCCGGGGCGCGAGUGUCUCUGACUCUCGGCCACCAACGGUUGCACAGACAAAACUGGUUGAAACGAGCAGGCAGAGAAGGAACCCACAGAAAGACAGAGAGACGGGGGCUGAUCGAGAACAAGGGGGCAGGUGGGAAGGGAGGAGCAGGGUAGGCGGUCCCGCAUGGCGACCGAUCCCGGAGAGCCUACCUCCACCGAGGACUCCUCUGAAAAACCUGAUGGAGGUCAGGAGAGGGAGGCAGAGCCGGGGCAGGGUGACGGAGGGGCCCACGAGAGGGAGCGCACCCGCAGCACCCCCUCUGACUUUCCCUCAUCCCAGACGGAGGAGAGGAGAGGGCUGAGAGGAGGAGGAGGUGGUGAGGACGAAUGGCACCCCUCCAGAGUUCUGUCCGUUUCCACACCUUCAUCCCCUGCCCAGGGCGGCAGGGUAAAGAGGGAGAAGAAGCGCUUUUUCCGAAAGAGUGUGGAGAUCUGCGAGGAAGAGGAUGAGCCCGAUGAGGCCUUGGUGGCAGCGCGGAGCGCCCCGCACCUGGACUCCUUGGCCUUCGACUCAGUUUUCACCGAUAGCGGCCCACAGCAGACUCCGCACGUCGCCGCGUCUGCUGCCCCUGGGCACGACGGCCACAGCCCACCUACCCUGGAUCCCGGUAAGAGUGCGCCUGCGCCCGGCUCGACGCAGAAAGGCAAAGAGAGGGACCGGGAGCAGGAAGAAGAGGCAGAGAUGAAGGCAGUGGCUACCUCCCCUGGAGGCCGCUUCCUCAAGUUUGACAUUGAGCUGGGCAGGGGUGCGUUCAAGACCGUCUACAAGGGGCUGGACACGGAAACCUGGGUGGAGGUGGCAUGGUGCGAGCUGCAGGAUCGCAAGCUAACCAAGGCGGAGCAGCAGCGCUUCAAGGAAGAGGCAGAGAUGCUCAAGGGGCUCCAGCACCCCAACAUCGUGCGCUUCUACGACUCCUGGGAGUCCGUGCUGCGGGGCAAGAAGUGCAUUGUCCUGGUCACGGAGCUCAUGACCUCGGGAACGCUGAAAACCUACCUGAAGCGCUUCAAGGUGAUGAAACCCAAGGUGCUGCGCAGCUGGUGCAGGCAGAUCCUGAAGGGGCUGCACUUCCUGCACACCCGCACACCGCCCAUCAUCCACCGUGACCUCAAGUGCGACAACAUUUUUAUCACAGGCCCCACCGGCUCCGUCAAGAUUGGGGACCUGGGCCUGGCCACCCUGAUGAGGACCUCCUUUGCCAAGAGCGUCAUAGGCACCCCAGAGUUCAUGGCUCCAGAGAUGUAUGAGGAGCACUACGACGAGUCUGUGGACGUCUAUGCCUUCGGCAUGUGCAUGCUGGAGAUGGCCACCUCGGAAUACCCAUAUUCCGAGUGCCAGAACGCUGCUCAGAUCUACCGCAAAGUCACCAGUGGCAUUAAACCCGCCAGCUUUGACAAAGUGAGUGACCCUGAGAUUAAGGAGAUCAUCGAGGGCUGUAUUCGACAGAACAAGAGCCAGAGGCUGUCCAUCCGGGACCUGCUGACGCACGCUUUUUUUGGGGAGGACACCGGGGUUCGUGUGGAGCUGGCCGAAGAGGACACAGGCCUACAGGAUUGUCUGGCGCUACGCAUCUGGGUGGAGGAGCCCAAGAAGCUGAAGGGGAAGCACAAGGACAACGAGGCGAUCGAGUUCACCUACGACCUGGAGAACGACAGUGCUGAGGAGGUGGCCCUGGAGAUGGUGAAGUCUGGAUUCUUCCACGAAAGCGAUGCCAAGGUAGUUGGAAAGUCCAUCCGGGACAGAGUCACUCUUAUCAAGAAGUCCCGCGAGAGGCGCCAGCAGCAGCUGCAGCUUGGCGCGGAGGACAGAAGGGACUCCUUCACCCCAGCCACUUACCCCUACUUGCACCCCUCCUGCACGACUUCACUGGGUCCUGCAGGGACAGCCGGGGCGGCCCUGGGGGGCGGGGCACCGGCGGAGGCAGAAGAGCUGCCGGAAGUGGACCAGCAUGCCAGACAGCAGCAGAUGCACGGUGUCACGGCCAGUGGCCUGACAGAGGGGGAGGUUAUCUCUGCCGUCUGCUGUGAAUCGGCAGCAAGCGGGCAGAACCAAGUGUUCCCUCAGCCAGGGGAGUCCACGCUGAAGCCUGGGCAUCCCUACGCUCACACUCAGUCAGGAUACCACGCUGCUACUGCCACUGCUCCCGCAGCUUCUGCUGCGGCUGCUGCUGCGGCUGCUGCUGCGGCCGCUGCUCCCGGUGUACAAACUACAGGUGGCAUGUCACAGUCUCAAAUUCUGCCGUUGGGGCACAGCGGAGGGGUCCCUCAUGCACCUGUUGCUCAAACUACCGGCAUUUCCAACUCGCCCCUCGUCCAGAGCGCAGCUCCUCCAACCAUUCCGGUGGGUCAGAGCUUGACUCAGCCGGUUGCUAUGGCAACGCAGCCAUCUCCCGGAGAGCAGCAGCAGUAUCCCCUGUCCUACAAUACAGAUGGAUCACGAGCAGUACCCCUCCAGUCAGGGGACACUGCACCUUCCCAUGCCUUAGUUGCACCCUCGCAGCCUUACCUCCCUGCAGCCUCACCUCAAGGCCCUGUUAAUGUCCAUCUCGCAGCUCCCAUUGGGGAGCACAGCGAGCACUCGUAUUUGCCGCAGGGAGGUGUAGGAGGUACUGCUUCGCUUUCACAACAAUCACAGCCAAAUGUCCUCUCCUUGCAACAACCGGAACCGAUGAGCAGCCUUUUACCCCAGCAAGCCCCGCCUUCUGCAGGGUACCAGCAAAUGCUGGUACAACCGCAGCAGCCGAUUGUGAUGGAGCAGCAAGCGUCCGUACUGCAGCAGCUUCAAAUGGAGCAGCAGCACCCUUCACUGUUGCAGCAGCAGCAUAUGAAUUUGGUUCAGCAGCAACAGCAAGUUAAUGUGAUUCAGAAUGCCGGUUUGGUUCCAGAGCCGCCGCCGCAGCAGCAACAAGCAAGCUUGAUUCAACAGUCUCAGACGCUACUAGAACAACCGACAAAACCACCUUUGCUACAAGCAGCAGCAGGGGUCCAGCAGCCACAGUUUGACAUGCAGCCACACACGGGUGCGUUACAGCAGACAUAUACGGCUGUGGCCCCACAUCAGAGUCCCAAGGUGUUGGCGAACCUGCAACAAGCCGAGCAACAGCAGCAGGUUUACCAGGAACAGCAGUCCGAGCAGCAGCAGCAAGCUUUAGUGCAACAGCACAAAGUGGAACAGCAGCAGUUCUAUGUACGUCAGCAGCAGGCGGAUCAGCAGAAAAAUGUCAUUCAGCCACAGUGUUUGCAGACACAGCCACUGAUGUUGCAUCAACCAGCAGAGCAGCAACAGCCUUUGUUACAGCAACAACACGUUGAACCACAACAGGUUUCAAUACAACAGCAAGCGCAGCAGCAGACGGAUCAUCAGAGCGUUUUAUUACAGCAGCAGAUGCAGCUCUCGCAGCAUCCUCCGGUUAUGUUACAGCAGCAACCGCCACCGCCCGUGGAGCAGCAGCAACAAGCUGCACUGCAAACACUGCAACAUGUGGAGCAACAGCAGGCUGCGUUGCAACAAAAACAGGUGGAAGCGCAGCCUGCGUUGCAAAAGAUGGAGCAGCAGCUGCAACAACUCACCGUGGUACAACAGGAUCCAAGUGGGGUGCCAAUGACACAUCCACAACCGAGAGAAAAUCCAGAAGUAGCAUUAAUGCAAAAAGCAUGUGAAAAGCAAGUUCCAACUCAAGCACAACAGCUGGAUCAACAGCAGUCUCAUUUUUCAGUGCAGCAGCAAGCAACCUUACUACAGCAUCCCCAAGCAAUGCUGACACAGCAACAGAUGGAGGUUCAGCAGAGGCAACAACAAGCUUUAUUGCAACAGCAGCAAGCUUAUCUUUCCCAGCCGCAGCAGAUGAGGUCUUUGGCUGAACCCCAGUUGCCCAUUCUUGUCCAAGCCCAUGCAGAAAUGUCACAGAUCUCUGCUCAGACCUCAGGCCAAGGUCAGACAUCUGCGCAGGAUCCCAUUCAGCAGCCCCAGCUUCAGUCCCAGGCCUCGCUCCAGUCCCAAACCCAUUUCCCAGUCAAGAGUCAGGUGCACUCUAGUCCCCUGGUCCAGAGUCAUAUCUCAGUGCCGCUUCAGGCUCAGGCCACCAACCAAGGACAAGCUGCGAUUCAGCCUCAAAGUCAGUUUCAGGCCCAGGCCCAGGUUUCGGUCCCAGGUCAGAUCCUGGGCCAAAUUCGGCCACUGGUACCACAGCAGAGCCAGACGCAAACCCAACUUUGUCCAAACCCCCAAAUUCAAUCGGCAGUACUGACCCAGGCACCGAUACAGCAUUUGGUCCAGCCUCAGGCCGUAGCCUCCGGCCAGACUGUUGUUCCUGUGCUAGUCCAGGGUCAGGUCCCAUCGCAAAGUCAAAUUGCAGCACAAGUGCAGGCCCCGUGCCACGUGUCACUCAUUCAAAGUCAGACUUGCCUUCAACCACAAGGCCAAACCUUGCCGCAGAGUCCGGCUCAGAUCCAGCCGCAAGCCCAGCAUCAGGCUCUCGUCCAUGGUCAGGUCCAGUCCCAAGCCUUAGGAAUGACCCAAGUUCAAAUGGCGGUCCAUAUGCAGCCUCAGCUGCAGCCACAGGUCUCAGCUGCCUUGCAGUCAACCCCAUACACGCAAGGCUUGCAGCCCACACAGCAGCUCUUACAGACGGGCCAACUGCAGCAGGACCACGUGCAGCUCACAGGACCACUGCAGGAAACCUUGCUGCAGUAUCAGCAGACGAUGCUGUCCCAAGGAGCAAUGGAGACUCCUUUCUCUGCUGUUGCCACUACUGUAGCGCCCUCGUCUUCGCCCUCAACCCCGAAACACCUGCAGCAAGGUGGACAGACACAGGUCCAAACCCAGCCAGGAGUACAGCCCCAACAUCCAUCUGUAGUCCCAGCCACACAGCCACCACCUCAGCUGCAUGCCCCAGUUCCUGCCCAGGCCUCACUACUACCCCCACAGCAGACUCUAGUUUCCCAAGACCAUAAUCAGUUGCCCUGUCAUCCCCAAACUGGUCUUCAUCAAAUGUCCUCAGUUCCACCAGCUCAGAUGUCUCAGCCCUCCUGUAUGAGCCCCUCCUUGUACAGCGGAGUCGCUACAGGCUCACCUCCUUCCCCCCAGCGUCAAACGCCAGGCUCUCUACCCGCACACACGCACACGCAGACGUGCACGCAGAUGCAAGCGCACACGCACACUCAGACGCAGUCCCAGAUGCACACGCACUCGCACACGCAGACGCACCCCGAUGCUCCUGCGGGCAACAGUGAGCCACAGUUCUCUCCACAGGUGCCCCCCAGUCUCUCUCACUCUUCAUCCCUCCUCCUUGCCACCGCCUCCUCCUCCUCCCUCUCCGGUACUGAGCCUGUCUUGGACCAACCUCCCAUGCCUGAAGCGCCAUUAGCCCAGCCCGGGACGUCAGGCGUUGCCCCCAACUCCCCCCCUCCUGUCACUGCUUUCCAGUCAGUUGGCUCUAACUUGCCCUCGCUGCCAGAGUGUGACCCCACCUUGCUGGUCAUCGCUCAGGAGGCUCAAAGCCAAGCUGCCGCAGACAGACAGGCACAGCCCAGUUCUGCGCCAGCCAAUGGGGAUGAGUCUCAUCUCCAGUUAGCCAAUGGGAAGCUGGAGCGUGUUAAAUCACAGAGGCGGUCCUCGUGUCAGAGAGCUGACAAGGCCACGCACUUCCAACUGAGCAUGCUCCAGGUCUCCAGCAGCGGGGACAACAUGGUAGAAUGUCAGCUGGAGACCCACAGUAACAAGAUGGUCACUUUCAAGUUUGACAUUGAGGGCGAUGCCCCUGAGGACAUUGCAGAUUACAUGGUGGAGGAGGAUUUUGUUCUGGAGACAGAAAAAGAAAAGUUUGUGGGGGAAUUGAGGACAAUUGUCAAACAAGCUCUUGAAAUCCUUCAAACUCAAUCUCAGACCGGAUCAAUGGAGCAGUUGCACGUCACGACCCCUGCAUCCACAAGUAUGGACUCAGUGCCCCAGUCUUCUCCUGUGGGGCGCUGGCGAUUCUUUAUCAACCAGACAAUUCGUCACCGCGAUUCACAUUCUAAUCAGGGAGCAUCGACUCCGCCCCCUGCUGGAGACACUCUGAUAUCACAACCCAUGGAUGGAACCCAUGCUGAGAGAGAUGAUGGACCACAGAGGUCGGGCUCUUUCAGCGGUGUUGCUGCCAUUCCCUGCUCCUCCAUUUCUGCUUCCGCUGCCCCUGUUUCCACUGCUUCUGCUCCUGCCUCUAUGUCAGCCCCAGCAACAGUUGCCCCGGCUGCCCCAGACUCGGACACUGCUGCCUCUGACUCCGUAGCAUCUUCAGUGUCUCCUCUUUCUAGUGCAGUUGCUUGUGCUCCACUUGCCGCAGGAGGUGCUGAUUUACUUACUUACACCUCAGCAUCAGCAGGCCUAACCACAAGAGCUGCCUCUUCCCAUUUAACCCCAGAUCCUAAUGCUAGUUUCUCAAGCUUUGUUCCUACCCCUUGUCCUGCUUCCGUUCCUUCCGCCUCUGUAGCUGCUUUUGCUUCGGGGCCUGCCUCUGCGGUGGGCGCUGGCAAGUCGUCGACCUCAGAGGAGUUUGCUCCUAGUGCCAUGUCUGAACUUCCCAUGAGCAUGAGGGAGAGAGAGCAACUGUUGCUGCAGACAUCGGGGCAGCCGGAGCAGCCUGUGCAAGGGGGGGGGCGGCCGGACUUCUCCUCACAGGCACAGCCGCAGCAAAUGGAGAGGAGGGCGCAAGCGGGUCAGCCAGCAGAGAGGCCCUCGCAUUCGGCAGAACAAGUGCAGGAGCAACCCCCCUCCGUGCACUCGCAUGAGCUGCAGCAGGCAAUGCAUCAGCUGUACCGCGAGCAGGUGCAGCAACAGCAGCUGCAGCAAACACUCCCACAGCUCAGCCUCGAGCAGAUACAACAGCAGCAGCUGCAUCAACAGACGUUACAGGAGCAUGUGCACCGAGAGCAGCUCCAAAAGCUGCAGCAGUCAUUUCAGCAGCUGCAGUCGCAGCCAGGAUUGCAGCCACAGGCUGGGUUUCACGUGCAGGUGGAGUUGCAGCCACAUCAAGGAAGAGACCCCAAAAACGGGAUGCCACAGCAGCAGUCCACACAGCAGCAAAUUCUCCUGCCACAGCAACAGUCCCACAUGGAGCAGGUGCAGAAGGAGCAGCAGGAGUUUGCACAGCACUCCCAAGCGCUGCAUCAGCAGCAGGCAGCACAGUUGGUGCAACUGCCUCAGGUUCAGCUCCCUCAGCAGCGCUCCCUAGACCUGCCGCUGCCGCAGAUGUUGCAGCAGCAGCAGCAACAGCAGCCUGUAACACACUUGGUCCCACAGCACCAAGAAAAGCAAGGAGUGCAGCCUCCAGAGCAGCAGCAAACACUCCAGCAGCAGCCCCCGCGACAGUCCCAAGAGCAGCAGGCGGCGCUGCAGGCUGAGACAGAGCAGGCAGCACUGGGAGCCAGUGCUGGCACCGAGAACACGUCUGGUCACCCAGCCGCCCUGCCCCCUGCUUCAGAUACCUCCCAGCCUCCUCCAGGACCAGCUGGAGCCUCAGAGCCCCCCGUACCAGCCUUCUCCCAGACCUUGACUCCCUCCCCAGCCCAGCCCUCUUCUGUGGCGGAGUCGGACAGCGAGGGCCCCCCCAAAAUCGAGUUUGUGGACAACCGCAUCAGAACCCUGGAUGAGAAGUUGAGGAACCUGCUGUAUCAGGAGAGCAGUAGCGGGGCAGCACUGACAGGGGGCGCUGCGGUGUCUUCCAGUGUUGCCCCUUCUGUCACAGCAGUCUCAACGUUGGCCGAAGGGGAGGAGCCGACUGAGCCGCACCCGCUCCACCCUUCCCUCCCGCCUCCGGCCUCUUCCUCUGACACCUCUCCGCACUCCUCCUCCUCCACCUCCUCUUCUUCCACUUCCCGCUCCUCCUCCACCUCCCCUGAUAUGGAAGGGCAGCAAGGAGAGGAGGCCCCUCCUGACAUUGGUCCCGUUUCCUCCGCGGCUGUUCCGGGACCAGUGGAGCAGCAGCCUGUGGGGUCCCUGUCCUCAGCCUCCCCCCCUUGCUCUGUCCUCUUGCCCCUGCAGGAGGAUGUGGCUGCAGAUGUGCCACCACCUGCUGAGCCCACAGUGUGUACUGCCCCCCCUCUCUCUGAAGCCAGCACCCCUGGAGAUGCAGUGUGGCCCUCCAGCCAGCACCCACUUCCCCUCAGACCGGGACAGCAGCAGCACAACCCAGGAGGUGGAUAUUUUGGCCUAAACCUGACAUGUCCUAGUAUCAGAAAUCCCGUUAGCAAGAAAUCCUGGACUCGCAAAUUCAAAAGCUGGGCGUGCAAACUGCGCCACUCCGCCAGCUUGUUCAAGAAGCCCAGAGUCCAGCAAGAAGGCAGCUCCAGCUGUCAGAAUCUGAAAAAUGAGAGUGAGAUCGCCACCCAUGUCCAGCCUUCGUCUUGCAUGGGACGUUUCCAGGUGACCCCUGUAACUCAGCUGCCGGAAAAUCCUUCAGCCCAGAAGGCCACAGAUGGGGUCCACAGGAAGGUGGGGCGCUUCUCUGUGACUCUACCAGAAGCCCAGAAAGAGGACAGGCAGACUGAUAGCUCGCCUGUGUCGCCUGACGAUGAGGGAGAAAAAAGGAGGGGCCAGGUAAAAGAAGGCGAGGAGAAGAGGAAAAGGGGCCCUGUCCCUCCCCUUCCAACCAGGGGUUACUGCCCCUCGCCCCCUGGCAGCAGCGAUGACGACGACGACGAGAGCGAGCUGGAGGAUGAGGACCUGCGGAGGGAGCUACAGCGAUUGCGGGAGAAACACAUCAAGGAAGUGGUAUCUCUCCAGGCCCAGCAGAACCGAGAGCUCCAGGAGCUCUACAGACAGCUGCGCACCAGCAGAGACCAUCGUCCGCCUUUGCCCCUCCCUCUGCCUCGAACCCCACCUCUCCUUCCUGCCGCAUCUCCUGCCCUGUCUCCUCGCAGGCCCCGCCCCGCCAAAGCCAAGCUUCGCCCACGACCUCAUUCUCACCUGGACAACAACGGAGUGAUGCAUGCGGGAAACCAACAGUCCAGCAGUCUCUCAGGCGGAGAGGAAAACAGACUUCCCCCCUACUGUCCCCCAGCACCCCCUACUACACUGACCACUACGAGGGACCUGCGCUCCGUGCCUCAGGGCUCGGCUAAUAGGAAGAGCACAUUUACCGAUGACUUGCACAAGCUGGUGGACGACUGGACAAAAGAGACUGUGGGUGCCGUUCUCCCCAAGCCCUCGCUCAAUCAGAUUAAGCAUAUUCAGCAGGUGCAGGAUUUAGGAGGUUGGAGCCAACCGGCCGAGACUGCCACCCCUGGUUGGUUUGCUGCAGUUCCUCUGAAUCUCCCAGCAGCCCCUGCUCCCGCUGCCCCAUCUUCUGUUUCUCCUCCUCAGUACGGUGGUGGAGGGGUGCCGGUUCUGUGGAGCGGGGUGGGGACAGCAGACACACAGCGACCCACGGGACAGCACCAACAAACGCACACAGCUCCCGUUGUGCAGCUGCAACAGCAGCAAAGCCUACACCUCCAUCACUCACUGCACAUACAGCCUCAGCACUUACAGCAGUUACAGCAGCUGCAGCAGACUGCACUCAGCCCACUCCAGUUCCAACACAGCGCGCUCCCGCUGAGUCAGCCACAGAUGCAGCCCCAGUUACUGUCUCAGCCCCAGCAUUUACAGCUGCCCCCCUUGGCCAAGCAGAACCAGUCCCAGGUUCCGCAGCUGCCCGCUCAGAUGCCCUCUCCACAGAAAGCUUCCUGUGUGUCUGUGCUCCCCGGCUCUGGGACUGCCCCCCACCCCGACGGUAGUGCUGCAGUAGGGGUGUUUUCCUCCUGCUCCUCCUCUUCCUCCUCCUCUUCCUCCUCCUCUUGUUCCUCAUCUGUUUUGCCUUCCAGUGCCAAACUGCAUCCUGUACCCCCACCCUCCACACUCCCUUUGGGACAGCAGUAGAACACGGAAUGGAAUGAAUGAAUGAAUGAGCGAGGAGGACAGCAGAGCACUGAGCGAGAGAGAGAAUGGUAGUGUGAAGUUGUUUUAUGUGACAGGUGUGAAUGGAGAUGAAAAAAUGACUGUGACAGACGUGGAUUUCUCCGGGCGAUAUGGGAAGAGAAUGUGACAAGCGGUACGCUGCCGGGAGAGGUGCUGUGUACCGCAAGAACGUACGCAAGUGUAUAGGCCGCUUCUAGAAAGCGUAGUUGGGUCUCUGGCUAAUGUAAAUUAAAUAUGUGUAUAAUGGAUGGGCACACGUGUGUGUGCGCGCGUGCGUGUGUUUGUUCACUACAUUAUCUCGUGUAUGUUCCGGCACCGUGUUAACUGUCAAUUUUUUUAAAUGAUUUUUUAGCGUAUUAAACUGACUUGGGCCUGAACUCUUUCUGACCAGAGAUAUGAAGGAACCGACAUACAUUUUCUCCGGUAUAUAUUAAAGUUACUUUUUUUUUUUUUUUAAAACAUUAAUGCUCAUAAUGAAAGGACUACAUAAAUAAAAAAAAGUGCAAUUAGUAACUGUUGUUAAAGUUUCACCUCCUGUGCUGUCUUAAUUUUGUAUGUGGAGAUUAAUGUUUAUGAAGCAAAGUAUUGUUCAGUAGAAGCACCAAGUCUAAACCCUGACAUCUUUAAUAAAUAUAGCACAAAGUCUGAAUACUGAUGACCGCACGUUAAGCAGUUUCAGCAUUAUUGCCUAGCAUCCAUCUUUAGAUAGUCAUGCAGUACGCUGUUGCACUCGCAAAGUAGUGCAAGCAUGCAUUUCUUGAUACGCUUUAAUUUCAUAAAUAAUAGUUACAUUUUAGCUUAUAUAGAUUUCUUUGUAAAAGAAAAAUAGCCAAGUGUUGAUCUGUUUACAGUGUGUUUGUUAAAUACUUUUGAGAUGGACAGAAUUCCCAUCGUAUUUAAUACCAGGACCACUUCAAUGUAGUAUGAGUCCAUUUACAGUUAUUUUACUGUAGCUUUUAGUGAAAUCAUUUAACAUUCACUCAUCACUUAGUCAUCCAGGUACCAGUAGAGAUGGCAGCAAGCUCACCUUUUUUAGCGUUGACGUGGAGUAGACUCUAAUGUUGUCACUGCUACCCUACUAAUGUAGACAUCUUCACUGAAGAAUUCAGACUAGUCAUCUGAGAUCUGUGUGUUAAUUACUGCCCAUAUUUAUGCUUAGAUCUGUAUAAACAUACUGAUAAUUUGUGAACUGCAGUAGCAUUUUAAAUGUUACAAUAGAUGCACUUUUUCAACACAGAGAGACCAUACAGAGGAAAAUCUCUUCGUAAAGCUCAUAUGCACAUUGAUGCAGACACAAAGCACUUUCCCACCCAGUACAUUUUUGGGUACUUCUCACUGACUUUCAUCAUUUUCAAUACAUUUGUGAAUCAGUCUCCAUAUAACAGGCUAAAAUGCAUCUCUGAAAUUGUACUUUGACACAGUAAAAACGGCGGUAGAAAUGACUGAACUGAAAUGGACAUAACCAUCACCACUUUUAAUAUUUAACGUUUUAAGAUUUUCUCCCUUUCGUUUACAAAUUUUACAAAACAAGCUAUUUCGAGUAUUCCACACUUCUGUCUCUGUACAACAAAGGAAACUGUUUAACCCCAAAAAUACUACAGAAUUCCUGAUGCCAUUACAUCCUAGAAAGCCUAAGCUUUUAGCGUUUGAGUAAGCUGUUCUCUGCAAUGCACACAGUGUGACAAAUUGAUGUGGGGAUUAACAGGUUGCAGGUUGCAUGAAAAACUGCGAAGGACGCUAUAGUGCACUGUACUUUGAUAGUGCAAAGUAAGCAGAGAAAACGGUUCAUAUCAAAUUUAACUUUUUUGCUGUUUGCUUAAUACGCAUUUAGAAAAGAUUAUCCAUAGUUAAAAUCCUAAAGGCGUUCUUUCGAGGACACCUUUUCUAAAAACAUGUCACUUAUGAAAGAUGUCACUUUGCCAUCAGGUCAGUGACUAACUACUUCAUCUGUGUUGCAGCUUUGAAAGAAUUUAUGAGCGGAAACUGGCAACCCAAGGUAUUCUGAAGUGUUACCAAAAUGUAAUCUAAACAAGAAAACUAUUUUUGUAUGUUGAGAUGGGGUUGUAAAAAAUGUAAAAUUACAUGUACCGAAGUAUUUACAAGCUGUGAUGGUGUGACGUGAUACAGCAGGAAAGGAUUUAGUCCUCAGCUCUGGUCCUGGAGUUCCCCUGCACUCUAUCAGCAUCGUCAUUUACACCUUUUUAAGUGAACGCUAGAUUGUUUCUGCUGCUUUAAUUUUUUCCAUCAAUCUAAGAAACUACAGUAACAGAAAUAAUCUCUUGAAAUUAUUGCCUAGGUGUUCUAGGGGACUUCAGAAUUAACUGGUUUUAAACUAAAGAUUAUAAUAGAAAUCAAACAUUCAAAGCUGGUGAUUUAGCUUAUGUAAAACUGUAAUUAAAUUCAACAAUUGUUUUGUAACUAAUCAAAAGAAUGGUGUAAACCAGACGGAGGAAAAAUAAAAAUGUGAACCAUUA
Messenger RNA from Scleropages formosus (Asian bonytongue), 13372 nucleotides. It is a transcript of the gene wnk3, whose product is annotated as WNK lysine deficient protein kinase 3. NCBI's taxonomy places the organism in Eukaryota, Metazoa, Chordata, Actinopteri, Osteoglossiformes, Osteoglossidae. Gene Ontology annotation, molecular function: ATP binding; protein serine/threonine kinase activity. The coding region runs from base 1092 to 10859 and encodes 3255 amino acids. Gene Ontology annotation, biological process: protein phosphorylation. The transcript has 25 exons. The record is from RefSeq and is a predicted model, not a curated record.